UAUGAAGCCUGUUGAAGGAUCACUGAACGCCUUGGUUCAGAUGUAGUAGACAGGUUUCUACAAGUUAAAAGAAAAGUUCAAAUUUUUUGUAUGGAGAUAGACCUUAAGCAGCCAUCAGGAGAAUGUCAUGAUGAAGACAGUUGUAAUCCUAUUGUUGCUGAUUUGGUUGAUGAAAACAAUAGUAAUGAACCCAGAAGUUCUUUAAAAAUUGUUGGAAAUGAUAAGGAGAAUGCAGGGCUUGGUAUCAAUGCUGAAUUAGCAAAUCAUGGAAAUGAAGGGUGCACUGGACAAGGAACCAACUUGAAUUCUUCAAAAUUACCAGAGCACCAUGAUGGGAUGGAAUUUCAUUCAAAGGAGGAAGCAUUUUCAUAUUAUAAAGAUUAUGCAAAAUCUGUGGGAUUUACUGCUAUAAUAAAAGCUAGCCGUCGGUCCCGAAUAUCUGGAAAAUUUAUUGAUGCAAAGUUUGCAUGUACCAAAUAUGGAAACAAGCAAGAACCCUGUGCAACUGAAACUUCAAAUUCUCUUUCAAAUAUAGAUAAGAUGCCAAGUAUUCCUGUAAAAAGGAAACGGGGUAGAGUGAACUUAUCUUGGGUAAAGCCAGAUUGCAAGGCCUGCAUGCAUGUGAAGAGAAGGCAAGACAAUCGAUGA
Neltuma alba is the source of this 648-nucleotide messenger RNA. Its product is annotated as protein FAR1-RELATED SEQUENCE 1-like. The coding region runs from base 91 to 648 and encodes 185 amino acids. Lineage: Eukaryota; Viridiplantae; Streptophyta; Magnoliopsida; Fabales; Fabaceae. The transcript is spliced from 2 exons. The record is from RefSeq and is a predicted model, not a curated record.